AUGUUGAUUCCGGUGUGCAACGAGCGGUUGCCGGUCCGGCUCGAGAUAUGUGUGCUUUCUGCGAAAUCUCUGCCGGUUAUGAACAAGAGUAUAAACUCGACGGAUGCGUUUGUGGAAGUCCGCUUCUUGGAAACAGUGGACAAGACAGAAGUGAUCACCAGUUUAAACCCAGUAUGGAAUAGUGAACAAGUUGUGUUUGAUACUGAUGAGAAAGAGCUAACAGAAGAAUGGCUCCAGCUAAGAGUAAUGGACCAUGAUACUUACUCAGCCAACGAUGCUAUCGGAAGAGUUAACAUUGACUGUAAUAUCUUUUUGGAGAGGAUGCGACUGACGAAAACAGAUCAGCUGGAAGAAACGAUCACAAUGCGAGUGUACGACACGAUUUAUGGAAAUCGAGGAGAAUUGACGGUGGCCAUCAAAAUGCACCUUCUCAUGCAAUACCAUCCUAAAAACUAUGUUCACAUCAUGUCCGCUAACACUGUUCCCACAAACUUCAAAAUCUCCGACGUUUAUGGCCUGGUGGAUCACAUCCGAUGUGAGAAGGAUCCGGAUUAUGAGUGGCUGGACAAAAUUCGUACACCUCGAGCCACUAAUGAAGCCCGUCAGAGUGCAAUUCGAGUCACGAUGCGCGAUGCCAUAAUGGGACUUGCACUGAAAGCCUAUAAAAUGGGAGGAAACGCUAUUAUAGGACUUCUGGAGUCAGUGGAUAUGGAAGGGUCCGCAUCUGAUUUGCUGACGUGCCGACUGAUCGGAACUUGCAUAAAAGUGGUGCAUGACAACUUCCAACCUCCACCAUAUGGGAGACCAAUCAAGCCAAUUCUGACGAUAGACAAGUUACCCAUGGAGAGACAAAUUGGUCUUGGUUCUCUCCUCACUGCUCGCUCUCUGCAACUCCUGAACGAAAACGAGGACCCUGAAGCAAUCCGCCGUAGCUAUUGGGUGGCUCUGAGAGCGGAGAUUUUUCAGCAAGCAAGGAGUAUAGGCUGCAAUCUGAUUGUUGGUUACACAGAGUCGGUCAUAGUGAAUGAAGGUGUCGCUUUGCUCACGUGCACAGGAACUGCAGUGGUGCAGUCUGAUGGAUCAGAGGCAAUUGGUGGCAAUGAGUCAAGCGCCAGGAAUAGUCCAGUGGUCGUUAGGGAUUCUUGUGAGAAGGAGAUUAAGGAGAAGAAAGCGCUUUUUAAGUUCAAUGGAUCAGAAGGACGCGAGAAACGAUCGGAUUCAGCGCCACGAGCAUUCCGAUGCAAUCAAUUUCAUGCUCCAACCCACGAAACAAAGUAUAUGACUCCUUUGAAAAGUUUGCCAUGUGCAUAUUGCAAAGGUGGUCUCGUCUCCGAAUUCGUGCUCUCCACCCAACAAUGCCCUCCACCCCAAUACUACGCCGGUCCACGCAACUUCAUUCAAGUCUCCGUGUGUAAGAAGAUUGCAAGUGACCCAAACGAAACGCAAGACUAUGCUGCAGACAUUGGAAACGCUCUUCCGUACUCUGACCACGAAUUGAUUGGCAACUUGCUGACCGAGGCGAAAAGUGUUUAUCCGUUGGGAAACGCAAUCUUCUCGCUCGACAUCACUAACGCCAUUUGUGACGACUCGCUGGUGUGCAUUAUUACCGGAGUGCUGGUUCGCCUCUUAGUCAUACAGGUUUGUAAAACGGAAGCAGCAUCGCCAUCAAUCACCAACGUCCUUUCCUUCUCCUCUCUUCAACGACAACACGACGCUCGUCGAUUCUCAUGGGGAACCGUACGAGAUGCGAUCCGAUUCAAACCAACUGUCCAGUCAAACCUGACAUUGAAAAUACUCAACAUUAAUCCGACGGAAACAGCACAAGGAAUAUGUGUCGCAUGUGGUUUUCGAGCGGCAUAUGAGUCUCUCGAUUGGCAUACACGAGAAUCAAAGCGCAGGCAACGCUACAUCGGUAUCAAUACUAGAAAAUCGAAAGAAAAAACAAAAAUAGAACAUUUUCAGAUCGCUGGCGUCCACCUCUCCAACUCCUUGUACCCAAUUUUUGUGAACAAAGAUGUUAUUGAUGGAAUGCUGCCCGUUGCCCGAUUCUCUGAUGUUUUUGUCAGAGAAGACCUCACCACAGCGGUGCGUGAUUCAACAACGGUCGAUGGUUUUGUAACCAACGCACUGGAGGAACGAAUAACAACCAUCAAGUCAAUCCUAUCUCUUGGCGGAUCAAACGCCGUCGUGGCAAAUAUGAAAAUCUCGUGUCCACAGUUUAAUGUCUCUAAAGAACAUGCUCAUAUCAUCCUACUAGUUAGCGUGGAUUUCUAUAACAUGCCAUGA
Molecule: messenger RNA, 2286 nt
Organism: Caenorhabditis briggsae
Lineage: Eukaryota; Metazoa; Nematoda; Chromadorea; Rhabditida; Rhabditidae
Exons: 13
Coding region: 1-2286 (761 amino acids)
Biological process (GO): positive regulation of vesicle fusion; positive regulation of D-glucose transmembrane transport; positive regulation of protein targeting to membrane
Cellular component (GO): plasma membrane
Molecular function (GO): calcium-dependent phospholipid binding; calcium ion binding
Source: RefSeq, a predicted model, not a curated record